Molecule: messenger RNA, 810 nt
Organism: Lecanosticta acicola
Lineage: Eukaryota; Fungi; Ascomycota; Dothideomycetes; Mycosphaerellales; Mycosphaerellaceae
Source: the annotation of a GenBank genome assembly
AUGGCGCUCCAACCAGACGCCAAAUCCGACAUUGACCGCACCCAAGCAGCACCUUUCCUCCUCCGACUCUUCUGGCGCCAGAAUCGCCCACUGGAAGCGUGGGAAUUCAGCGUUGCGCCGCCCGCGGAUACUUCCACAGUCGCCGACUAUACUUCUAUACUGCCUUCCAAUAUCCGUCAGCAGAGUGUCCAGGUCUUCACUUGGCCCAAUUGCACCCUCCGCGAACUGGCUGGCCUCUUCGUGCCCAUCAUACCGAAUGGCGCAGUCCCCGUACCAGCCGUGGGGACGCGGCUAGUGUUCAAGCUCAUAUUUCCGGACACGCGCGCGACUGUCAUCGAGGGCAACAGAGGGAAGUGGAUCGAUAAACCUUUAGGCUCUGUUGUGAUCGGAGGUGCUGGAGCCGAAUUGAUAGAUGGGGAGGUCAAUAUUAAGGAUAAGGAGGAUCUGAUGGCAAGCUUGACAGGCGAGGCAGACAAGAGCUUGGCUGAAGCUAGAUUCGUGAUUGGAGAUUAUGUCGCAGUCUCGAUAUAUCCUCCUGGUCCUGAUGGUAGAGUUGUGCCUGUACCGCCAACAAGCUCGAGAGGCCCUCCAGGUAGAGACAUGGGGCCACGAGGACCGCCACCUCCGCGCGAGAAUGGGUACGGCGGUGGUUAUGGACGAGGCGGUGGAGGCUACAGAGGAGGUUAUGGCCCUAGGGGCGGUGGAUUCGGCGCGGCACCUCCUCCUGGAGAUUGGAGAAGAGGGGAGAGACCACCAAGCGCAUAUGAUGGACCCCGUGGAUACAGAGGCAGAGGCGGGCGUCCUUACUAG